Yamadazyma tenuis ATCC 10573 is the source of this 1744-nucleotide messenger RNA. Lineage: Eukaryota; Fungi; Ascomycota; Pichiomycetes; Serinales; Debaryomycetaceae. The record is from RefSeq and is a predicted model, not a curated record.
GCGACAUUUUGGUCAUUCCCCCGACUUUUCUGUGUUUACAAUGUCGCACCACUCGGCCAGCCAUCUGUUAGUACCAGCAUCGCACCCAGCCUUCUGUUUUACUACCAAAUCAAUUCAAACGUCAAUUUCUCCUCUAUUUUUAGAUAAGUCAUGCAUAGUUAACAUCUGUGCCCCUUUUCCAUGCAGAUAUGUUUCUUUCAUUGGCCGCCACUUGUAUUAUAUGAGUAUGCAAGUGUCAUCGCUCUUAAUAAUGCUGGCUAGGUUUGCAGCCACCCACCUCAAUUUCAGUACUUAGUGGAGUUCGAUUGAUCCAUAGAUCAAGAUAUGCCGUGUGAUCCGUGCUUGUUGCAAGCCAUCUGUUUAUCCCCUGAUUUACUAUUUAUUGGAGUCAACUCCCCUACGGGUUUAACUUUCUAUCGCUUAAUACUAACAUCUACCACAUACGAAACCAAAAAUGUUACCACUUUUAUAUUUUGUCGCUGUCACCAUCGCCGCAUACGUGCCUUCGGAUAACUACUCUACCUUGACUCCAAGUGCUUCUCCUACUGGAACCACUGAUUACACCCAAAGUUUCGGUAUCCAAAUUGAAACUGUGUCUGCUGCCCCCUCGGCUGCUGCCAAAAGAGAAGUUACUCAAAUUGGUGAUGGACAAAUCCAAGCCCCAACUACCACUACCAGUGCUGCUGUGACCAAAGUGAUCAACCAAAUCGGCGAUGGUCAAAUUCAAAACCAGCCAACUGCUUCUGUGAUCAACCAAAUCGGUGAUGGACAAAUCCAAAAUCAGGCAACUACGGCAACUACGGCCACUAAAGUCGUCAACCAAAUUGGUGAUGGCCAAAUCCAAAACCAACCAACUACUUCUGCUUCUGCUUCUGUGAUCAACCAGAUAAACGAUGGUCAAAUUCAAAACCAAGGUACGGCUGCUGCUCAAAUAACCGAUGGUCAAGUUCAAAAUAACUCAACCUCUGAUGACACUUCGGGUGCAAAAUUGGAAACCUGUGCUACUUCUGACUCUUUAUCUAUGAGUUUAAGUGCUUCUAUCUUGACCGAUGCUAAGGGAAGAAUUGGUUCUAUUGUUGCUAACAGACAGUUCCAAUUCGAUGGUCCACCACCUCAAGCUGGUGCUAUUUACGCCGCCGGUUGGUCUAUUAUCGACGGUUACUUGGCCUUGGGUAACAACCAAACGUUCUAUCAAUGUCUUUCCGGUGACUUCUACAAUUUGUAUGAUCAAGACGUUGCUGAUCAAUGUGCUGAAGUCAAGUUGGCCAUUGUGGACUUGAUCUCUUGUUAAAUUUAACAUAUUUAUGAUUUACUUUUGUUAUGAUUGGUUUGCCUUUUAUGUACAUAUAUAGACUUUUCGGGACCUAUUUUAAAAGCCCUUUUUUGGGAGACUUAGUCAUGGUGUAAUAAACACUUGAGUAUAUGGAAUUAUCCACAUAAUAUUGACCAUUGUUCGUUACGUCAUCUUCCUCGUAUGCUUCAUUGUAGAAUAAAGAAAUCGAGCUGAAACUUCGGAAUGGAUCGUCCGUUUCCACCUUACUGUUACUGGUUGAGGUGGUAGUUGAGAUUCCUGAUUCCUGAUGAUCAUGUGUCUCAAACUCCUUCUCAAUCUUUUUAGGGGUUACGGUUCCAGCUUUGUUCAACACUGGUAUCAUAGGUGGUUGGGAAUUUCUCAAAAGUGCCCAACUGACAUUUUUGAAGAAUGCGUGGGUCUUGAUGUCAGUAGCUCCAUUCUUACUUCCAA